This is a messenger RNA of Procambarus clarkii (red swamp crayfish), 1398 nucleotides long. Its product is annotated as lipid droplet-associated hydrolase. Gene Ontology annotation, biological process: lipid storage. Gene Ontology annotation, molecular function: lipase activity. Gene Ontology annotation, cellular component: lipid droplet. The record is from RefSeq and is a predicted model, not a curated record. NCBI's taxonomy places the organism in Eukaryota, Metazoa, Arthropoda, Malacostraca, Decapoda, Cambaridae.
UCUUAAAUGAUAUAAACUUCUGGAAAAUAAUUUUAGUACACAUAGUGAUAUUUACUGCUAAAUCUGCCUAAAAAUGAACUUGGUGAAUGGUUUUAUAAUCUGUUAGUUAGUUAAAAGAGGAGUAUGUGGGAGCUAAAGCCGCAGCCAACGGACAGAAGGACAAAGACUGGGCGUCGACAAGGCCAGACUCCCUCACCUCCAGAGAAAGGAAGCAAGCUGAUUGAAGCCCCAGGUGAUCCGAGUUGUACUUCCCGUCAAGGAGGCCUGGUUGGAGACCGGACUGCGGGGACAUUGAUCACUGGAACCUUCAACAGGUAGGUACAAUUUUGAAACCGUGUGGCCAAGAUGGGAGUCAGUGUUACCAGGCACGAAAUACUAGUCAGAGGAAAACCGACUGAAGUUUUGAGCCUCGGACAGUCCUUAAAUGAAAAUCCAGAAAAUGUCAUACUCAUCAUUCCAGGUAACCCUGGAGUGGCUUCCUACUAUGUCAAUUUUAUGCAGACCAUCUAUGCUAGCCUAAAAGACACACACUCUGUGUGGACCAUCUCUCACGCGGGCCACUGUCACACCUCUCACAUCUCUGCUUGGCCAGAUAACAAUCAUGUCUACGAUCUUGAAGAACAAAUACAUCACAAGAUAGCAUUCAUCCAAGACCACAUUCCCCAGCAGGCCAAUGUUACUCUUAUUGGACAUUCUAUUGGUUGCCAAAUCAUACUCAAAAUCCUAAAGUAUUUUGAAUCAAAUUCUGAGGUAACAGUUGUCAGGAGUUUCCUCCUAUUUCCUACAGUAGAGAGAAUGAAAAGCACCCCCAAUGGAAAGUGUUUUUGGCCAAUGCUGAACUACUUACGUUGGUUUAUUAUAUUCUUGACAGCUUGCCUAUGUGUAUUGCCAGUGAAGGCGAGAGAGAAAAUGCUUCGGUGUUAUUUCCGAGGCAGAAAAGUAGCAGACUGCAGUGUUCAGGCCACCAUACAACUGUUUUCCCCCAAAGUGAUACAAAAUGUCUUGUGGAUGGCUUACAACGAACUUGUGCAAGUUUGUGAAGUUGAUGCAGAGACCAUAAACAAACAUAAGGAUAAAAUAGUAUUUUACUAUGGAGCCACAGAUGGCUGGUGUCCACAAGUGUACCGAGAUGAGCUCAAGUUAAAAGUUGAAGGGGUAAAUGCUCUUCUCUGUAAGGAUGGAUAUCAACAUGCUUUUGUUUUGGAAUUUUCAGAACCAAUGGGGCAAAAGAUAGUGGAAUGGGUCAAGUCAUGAAAUGAUAUUGUAAUGUUCGAUUAUGUUACGUUGUUGAGUAGAUUAGAUACACAGUGUUUAAUGGGUUUUCAUAUUUAUUUAGUCUUGGAUACAGCAGUGUCUUAGACGUUGAGAUGGAGCUUGGAGCAGAGCAGAGCUGAGUGA